UAGAAUGAAGCCUUAUGUGUCUUGGCUGGCCUUGAUCGUCUUGGUAUUUUGGCAGGAUGGAAUGGCACAGCUCCUCGAUGGAAACUGUAUCGUUUCCUUGCGCUUUAGGAUAGCUGGUGGACAUAAUACUCCCCAGGGGACCACUCCUUGGAUGGCCUUGAUAAGCAACGCAACUCAUCAUGAUUUAUGCGGCGGCACUCUUAUUCACUCACGCUUCAUCUUGACCGCCGCCCACUGUAUUAAAGAUAAUAAACAAUUAUUCGUGAGAUUGGGACUAUACGACCGAUCUUGCCCGGCAUCUCGUUGCACAGAAGUAGCUAACUUUAAUGUGAUCAAGAGCAUAAGUCAUCCCCAAUUUGACUUUUUAUAUUUUAAGAACGAUAUAGGUAUUUUGAAGCUGGACAGACAAGUGGUGUACAACGCCCGAAUCCGUCCGAUAUGCAUUUUCUUGGGUGACGAAUUUAACUCGUUGUCUAUCCAUAAUUUCUCUGCCUACGGCUGGGGAGAAACAAAUAGGGGAUCACUCAGCUCGGUCCUUCAGACCAUUCAUCUUUCCCGCCGUGAAGGCAAAUGUGAUUUUAUAGACUUAGACUCUGAAACGCAAAUUUGCGCUGGCGACGAUAAAGGCGACACUUGCACAGGUGAUUCAGGUGGUCCUUUGGUUGCCAAUAUCACAUACGGAAGAUAUGUCCAUCGCACACAAAUUGGGAUCGACAGCUUCGGCAGCACAUAUUGCAAUUCUAAUGGCGUCUACACGAAUGUUUGGAGCUUCAGACAGUGGAUUAAAGACACCAUUUGGGAGGAGAGUUUGUUGGAUAAGGAUUGCAGCGACACUCGCCUGAAAUCUGGAUCCAUCCGUCAGCCCUGGGCAGUAUAUAUACUUCCGAGCUAUGCUAAGGGUGCCCUCAUCACAAAACGGUUUGUGCUUACUGUUGCAAUUAAUUUGCCCGCAGAUAUCCAGAAAAUUAAAGUUGCGGCGCUAGGCGGUGAAACAUUUUCCGUUGUAUCAGUACACAACCAUCCCCAGUUCACAGACGACAGGAUUUUAACAAAUAAUAUAGCUUUGCUCAAACUUGAUAAAAGUGUGCAAAGUUCUGACUUUUUUGCACCGAUAUGCUUUAGCUCACGUCUUCAAAAGUCGGUAAACACAUUAACUUUCCUUACCGUAUUUAUCCGUUCUUGGGAAUAUCUUGGCCUUAAACAAGAGAACGCAACGAUCGUUGAUCGUAAGACCUGCGGUAUCACGAUUCAAAUGACAGUAGAGGAUAACCAAAUCUGUGUCAAUAAAACCUCCGCCGAUUUCAAUUCAAAUGGUGAAAUUUUUGGUGUCGAUGACAGGUUGAACCACAAGUUCAUUCUCCACGGCAUUAAGAGCUUCCACAAGAAUGGUGUGGUCAUCCUUACAAAUAUACAAAGUUACGCCGAUUGGAUAAGGAAAAUCGUGGAUGUUAAUUAAGAAAAUAAGUAUUGUUAUACCUUAUUACUCUUUUUUUAAAUUAAAAAU
Molecule: messenger RNA, 1504 nt
Organism: Drosophila gunungcola (fruit fly)
Lineage: Eukaryota; Metazoa; Arthropoda; Insecta; Diptera; Drosophilidae
Product: serine protease grass-like
Exons: 7
Coding region: 5-1456 (483 amino acids)
Biological process (GO): proteolysis
Molecular function (GO): serine-type endopeptidase activity
Source: RefSeq, a predicted model, not a curated record